CCUCAGGCCUUAAAGGGAGGGAGGCACAGGCUCUCUGCCCUCCUCAGCUGCAGCGUGGGUGGCUUGCUGAGCCAGAGGCCCGGGCUCCUCUCCUUCUUGUGAUUUUCCUUUCUGAGUAAGAGCACGCCAAGAUGUCCCUUGUGGCCGUCCCCUUCUACCAGAAGAGACACAGGCACUUGGACCAGUCCUAUCGCAAUAUUCAAACACGCUACCUGCUGGACGAAUAUGCGUCAAAAAAGCGAGCUUCCACCCAGACGUCUUCCCAGAAGUCCCUGACUCAGCAGUCCUCCUCGGAGAGAGCCUCCAGCCAGACGUCCCUGGGAAGAACCACCUGCAGCAUCUGUGCGAAGCGGAUAAGCACGCAGGAAGAGGAGGAGCGGGAGAGCAGAAACAGGUACCAAUCCCUGGUGGCCGCCUAUGGCGAGGCCAAGCGACAGCGUUUUCUCAGCGAGCUGGCCCACAUGGAGGAGAAUGUCCACCUGGCACGCUCCCAGGCCCGCGACAAGCUGGACGAAUACGCCAUUCAGCAGAUGGUGAAGGACAAGCUGGCCUGGGAGAGGCACUCGUUUGAAGAGCGGAUAAGCAGGGCUCCUGAGAUCCUGGUGCGGCUGCGGUCCCACACUGUCUGGGAGAGGAUGUCUGUGAAGCUCUGCUUUACCGUGCAAGGAUUUCCCACACCCGUGGUGCAGUGGUCCACAUUCCCGCUCUUGGAGGACGCAGGUGGGUCAAGGCAUUCAGCCCUCCUCACUCAGGAACUGGUGAUGACGGUGACCUGCUGGGCCUGGGGACAGCCAUGCCCUGGUCCAGCCGGGUCACGUUCCGUGCGUCCAGCAUGGGAACUGCCCGUGCACCUGCUCUGCGUUUCUCUGGUUUACGGCUCCCUCCUUGCGAGCCUGAGUCCACCUGGCUUGUGUGUUCACAGGACAGGCUCCACCUCAGCAAGUUCCGAUCAAGCAGUUUUUACAGACCGCCUUGCCUACUUCAUCUACGCUGGCACUGGAAUCCUUCCAGCUGUGCCUAGAGCAUCCAGGUGCAGCCCCUCAAUGCCUGUGUGCACCAUGCAGAGAGCAUCCAGGUGCAGCCCCUCAAUGCCUGUGCAUACCAGGAGGAGAACAUUUCAGGUGCAGCCCCUCAAUGCCUGUGCACACCAGGUGGAGAGCAUUUCAGGUGCAGCCCCUCAAUGCCUGUGCCCCCCAGGAGGACAGCAUUUCAGGUGCAGCCCCUCAAUGCCUGUGCACCCCAGGAGGAGAGCAUUUCAGGUGCAGCCCCUCAAUGCCUGUGNAGCAUUUCAGGUGCAGCCCCUCAAUGCCUGUGCACCCCAGGAGGAGAGCAUUUCAGGUGCAGCCCCUCAAUGCCUGUGUGCACCAGGAGGAGAGCAUUUCAGGUGCCGCUCUUCAAUGCCGGUGUGCACCAGGAUCACGUGGGAGAGUGGAGCAAAGCUGAAGCUCCGGGACUCCCCUAGAACUGGCACGCGAUGGACUCCCCUCCAUGGAUAUGAUUUGCUUUCGAGGAAUGUUUUUGUGCAAUUCGGGUCACUGACUUUCACAGAACAGUCCUGCAGACUUUCUCUCGUUCUUUUCUCUCAAAGGGCAGACUUCGAUGAUACCGCAACCUACUCGGCGGUGGCGACCAAUGCCCACGGUCAAGUGUCCACCAACGCGGCGGUGGUGGUGAGAAGGUUCCGGGGGGACGAGGAGCCAUUCCAUUCGGUGGGACUCCCGAUUGGAUUGCCCCUGUCAUCGGUGAUUCCGUACACGCACUUCGACGUCCAGUUUUUGGAGAAGUUUGGGGUCACCUUCAGGAGAGAAGGCGAGACGGUCACUCUCAAGUGCACCAUGCUGGUGACGCCUGACCUGAAGCGGGUGCAGCCCCGCGCGGAGUGGUACCGCGAUGACGUGCUGGUGAAGGAGUCCAAGUGGACGAAGAUGUUCUUUGGAGAAGGCCAGGCCUCCCUGUCCUUCAGCCACCUGCACAAGGACGAUGAGGGCCUGUACACCCUGCGCAUCGUGUCCCGGGGCGGCGUCAGCGACCACAGCGCCUUCCUGUUUGUCAGAGAUGCUGACCCGCUGGUCACAGGGGCCCCCGGUGCACCCAUGGACUUGCAGUGCCACGAGGCCAACCGAGACUACGUCAUCGUGACCUGGAAGCCCCCCAACACCACCACCGAGAGCCCCGUCAUGGGCUAUUUUGUGGACCGAUGUGAAGUAGGAACGAAUAAUUGGGUUCAGUGCAAUGAUGCGCCAGUGAAAAUCUGCAAAUACCCAGUCACGGGGCUUUUUGAAGGAAGGUCUUACAUAUUCCGAGUGAGAGCAGUGAACAGCGCAGGCAUCAGCCGACCCUCCAGGGUCUCGGAUGCGGUGGCUGCUCUCGACCCCAUGGACCUCAGAAAGUUACAAGCCGUUCAUUUGGAGGGAGAGAAGGAGAUCGUCAUUUAUCAGGAUGACCUUGAAGGUGAUGUCCAGAUUCCAGGGCCUCCCACCAACGUGCACGCCUCUGAAAUCAGCAGAAACUAUGUCGUCCUCAGCUGGGAGCCACCCACUCCCCGCGGCAAGGACCCGCUCACGUACUUCAUCGAGAAGUCCGUGGUGGGGAGUGGUAGCUGGCAGAGAGUCAACGCCGAGACGGCUGUGAGGUCCCCGAGAUAUGCCGUGUUUGACCUUAUGGAGGGGAAGUCGUACGUGUUCCGAGUGCUGUCAGCAAACCGGCACGGCCUGAGCGAGCCGUCAGAGAUAACAUCUCCCAUUCAGGCCCAGGACGUAACUGUUGUCCCUUCUGCUCCUGGUCGGGUUCUUGCAUCCCGAAACACCAAGACGUCAGUGGUGGUUCAGUGGGACAGACCCAAGCACGAGGAGGACCUGCUGGGCUACUACGUGGACUGCUGUGUGGCCGGAACCAAUGCCUGGGAACCCUGCAACCACAAGCCCAUUGGAUACAACAGGUUCGUGGUGCACGGCUUAACCACGGGAGAGCAGUACAUCUUCCGGGUCAAGGCGGUCAAUGCCGUGGGGAUGAGUGAAAACUCCCAAGAAUCAGACGUCAUAAAAGUACAGGCGGCACUCACCGUGCCAUCCCAUCCUUACGGGAUCACGCUCCUUAACUGUGACGGCCACUCCAUGACCCUCGGCUGGAAGGUCCCGAAGUUCAGCGGUGGCUCACCCAUCCUGGGCUACUACGUGGACAAGCGCGAAGUUCACCAUCAAAACUGGCACGAGGUCAAUUCCUCGCCCAGCAAACCGACAAUCCUAACGGUGGACGGCUUGACGCAAGGCUCACUCUACGAGUUCAAAAUUGCUGCCGUCAACCUGGCCGGCAUCGGGGAGCCCUCAGACCCCAGCGAGCACUUCAAGUGUGAGGCCUGGACCAUGCCAGAGCCCGGUCCUGCAUAUGACCUGACGUUCUGUGAGGUCAGGGACACGUCCUUGGUCAUGCUGUGGAAGGCCCCCGUGUACUCCGGCAGCAGCCCUGUUUCUGGGUAUUUCGUGGACUUCAAGGAGGAGGAUGCUGGAGAGUGGAUGACUGUCAAUCAGACAGCAACGGCCAACCGUUAUUUAAAGGUCUGUGACCUGCAGCAAGGGAAGACCUAUGUUUUCAGGGUCCGAGCAGUCAAUGCAAAUGGUGUGGGCAGGCCCUCAGACAUGUCGGAGCCUGUGCUGGUAGAGGCCAGACCAGGCACGAAGGAAAUCAGUGCCGGUGUCGAUGAAGAAGGCAACAUCUACCUGGCCUUCGACUGCCAGGAAAUGACGGACGCCUCUCAGUUCACCUGGUGUAAAUCCUAUGAAGAGAUUGCAGAUGACAAGAGGUUUAAAAUCGAAACCGUGGGGGAUCACUCCAAGCUGUACUUUAAGAAUCUGGAUAAGGAGGAUUUAGGGACUUACUCGGUGUCUGUAAGUGAUACAGAUGGAGUGUCCUCCAGUUUUGUUCUGGACCCAGAAGAGCUGGAACGUUUGAUGGCAUUGAGCAGUGAAAUAAAGAACCCCACAAUUCCACUGAAAUCAGAAUUAGCUUAUGAGAUUUUUGAUAAGGGGCAAGUUCGCUUCUGGCUGCAGGCUGAGCACUUAUCCCCAGACGCCAACUACCGAUUUAUUAUUAACGACAGAGAAGUGUCUGACAGCGAGGCACACAGAAUUAAAUGUGACAAAGCUACUGGCAUUAUUGAGAUGGUGAUGGAUCGAUUUACUAUUGACAAUGAGGGGACCUACACUGUGCAGAUUCAUGACGGAAAAGCCAAAAGUCAGUCUUCUCUAGUUCUUAUUGGAGAUGCAUUCAGGACUGUGCUGGAAGAGGCUGAAUUUCAAAGGAAAGAAUUUCUCAGGAAACAAGGCCCUCAUUUUGCUGAGCACUUGCACUGGGACGUCACAGAAGAAUGUGAAGUUCGACUUGUUUGCAAGGUUGCAAACACCAAGAAAGAAACAAUUUUUAAAUGGCUCAAGGAUGACGUUCUGUGUGAAACUGAAAAAAUGCCUGACCUGGAGAGGGGAAUUUGUGAGCUGCUCAUCCCAAAGUUGUCAAAGAAGGACCAUGGUGAAUACAAGGCAACCUUGAAAGACGAGAGAGGCCAAGAUGCAUCCAUCCUUGAAAUAGCUGGUAAAGUGUAUGAUGAUAUGAUUUUGGCAAUGAGUAGAGUCUGUGGAGCAUCUGCUUCUCCGCUGAAGAUACUCUGCACCCCAGAAGGAAUACGACUUCAGUGCUCCAUGAAAUAUUUUAUGGAAGAAAUGAAAGUGAACUGGUGUCACAAAGAUGCUAAGAUCUCGUCCAGUGAGCAUUUGCGAAUCGGGGGGACUGAAGACAUGGCUUGGCUGCAGAUAUGUGAGCCGACAGAGAAGGAUAAAGGAAAAUACACUUUUCAGAUUUUUGAUGGCAAAGAUAAUCAUCAGCGUUCCCUCGACCUGUCCGGACAAGCAUUUGAUGAAGCAUUUGCAGAAUUCCAACAACUCAAGGCUGCUGCUUUUGCAGAGAAGAAUCGUGGCAGGGUGAUCGGCGGUUUGCCUGACGUGGUGACUAUCAUGGAAGGAAAGACCUUGAAUCUGACCUGCACGGUGUUUGGAAACCCUGACCCCGAAGUGGUUUGGUUCAAGAAUGACCAGGACAUUGAGCUCAGCGAGCACUUCUCGGUGAAGGUGGAACAGGCCAAGUACGUCAGCAUGACCAUCAAAGGCGUGACCUCCGAGGACUCGGGCAAGUACAGCAUGAACGUCAAGAACAAGUACGGCGGGGAGAAGAUCGACGUGACGGUGAGCGUGUACAAACACGGAGAGAAGAUCCCGGACAUGGCCCCGCCCCAGCAGGCCAAGCCCAAGCUCAUCCCAGCGUCUGCCUCAGCGCCAGGCCAGUGAAGGCGUCUUCCCAGCCUGGAGACGGGAAACCUCUUGGCAGAGCCAGGAAUGCUUGGCAUCCUGUGUGGGCUGAUAGUUGACCAUGCAUUGUGCUUUGAUUUUUGCGUUUGGUGAUGAUUAUUUUAUACCCAUCCAAGGGGGAAAGCUAAUGUUUUCCACUAGACUAAGCAACAUGUGUUUACAGGAGCGUAGACUGCAGAUACUGGCAGAGGGUGGGUUGGCAGAUGACACGAGCAUUUUCACGGGUGUAGGCACGUGGGCAUGACACCCAGGCGUGUGUGUGUGUAGCAUGUGGCGGUCUGUGUGAAGCCACUGAGAAGCCACCAUGCUGUCGCUUGCUGUUUAGGGGCUGUGAGAUCUCGCAGUGCUGGAAUCCUGGCUGUGGAGGCUUUGAAGCAUGUGUUAUCUGGUGACGCUUGUUUUCUCUUGCUUUAGGCAAAUAAAACUUUAAAAAUCACCUUGGUGUGGCUUUUCUGUAGCAAAUCAUGCCUGCCUGCA
Cebus imitator (Panamanian white-faced capuchin) is the source of this 5831-nucleotide messenger RNA. It is a transcript of the gene MYOM2, whose product is annotated as myomesin 2. The record is from RefSeq and is a predicted model, not a curated record. The transcript has 39 exons. Gene Ontology annotation, molecular function: protein binding. Lineage: Eukaryota; Metazoa; Chordata; Mammalia; Primates; Cebidae. Bases 132 to 5333 code for a protein of 1733 amino acids.